This is a messenger RNA of Torulaspora delbrueckii, 1677 nucleotides long. RefSeq lists its product as uncharacterized. The record is from RefSeq and is a predicted model, not a curated record. The transcript has a single exon. NCBI's taxonomy places the organism in Eukaryota, Fungi, Ascomycota, Saccharomycetes, Saccharomycetales, Saccharomycetaceae. The coding region runs from base 1 to 1677 and encodes 558 amino acids.
AUGUACAGAGUUGCCAAGUCCGUUAACAAUGGUGGAACUACGCAAAAGAUUAGGGAACAAUUGAAUUUUUCCGAUGAGAAGAAGUGGAAAAGGUUCUCCGGUAGAAGGCUUGAAUUGAUUGAUAAAUUCGGGCUUAGUGAAAGGAAAGCUAGUGAACAGGAUGACAACAUUCGUCAAAUUGCUACGAUCCUGAGAACGGAGUUUGGUUAUCCUUUGAAUUCUGCUAGUGAGUUCGAAAAAUUAGUAACUGCAGCAGUGCAAUCGGUUCGUAGGAACCGUAAGAGAUCCAAGAAACGGGGGCCUACCUCGCCCUCUGGUUUGCCCUCUCCGAACCAUACUACAGUCUCUGCAUCGGAGGACGACGAUUCAAGGACUAAUUCCCCCAACAACUUGCCUCAACAAGCUGCACCGGCGCACGUGAUCCUGCCUGCCAUACAACCAAAGGUCUCCAUUCCUUCAUCAGUGGCUAGUAUUCCCGUUGUUCAGUCUCAGCAGCGGUAUGAUGAUAAUGUGAAGGGUAUUAUAGCCGAUAUGGUCAAUUGUGUAGUUCCGUUGUCCGAACAGUCGCAGAGAGAUCAGUCCAACGGACCUAAUUUGACCGAUUUUGCCUUGUCUUCAAACGAUCAGAAUUUGUUAUCGUUAGGUCUGCACUCUCAAGUUGGUAAUGGUGGUAGUGCGUCUUCGAAUAAUACUGAUAUACCAUUCUUCUUGCGAGAAAAAAUAUUAUUGCAAAUCCAGAGAUCGGGUACAUGCUCCAAAGUUGCGUGUGUUCCCGGCUCAGUCGAUUUGUUCUCGAAUUUAGAGAUCCUCGGUGAAAUGUGUAUCAAAUCCGCUAUUGCGUUUGUCAUCGAGCGGUUUUUUUCAAAUUUGAUGCCUUCAUCUAUGGAAUAUAUCACUUCGAAGACAUACUCCGAAGAAUCAUUGUCUUUACUCUGUACCAAAUUGUUUGGGCCCGCAACAAAGCGGAAUUUGAACCAAUUGCCCCAUACACAGGUCCAACUAAAACUGUUGCACCUGGUGAUGGGUGCUAUCGUCAAAGAUUUUGGAUUUGAUCCCUGCCUAUACCCGUUGAGCGAAGUGAUACACCACUUGGUCAUGAAUCAAUACCCAUUACUUUACAAUAGCAGCAAUUCCACUUCGGAACCAAAGAACCAGCGCGCCGCUAUUCUCUCUUCAUUGUCGAUGAAACCACAAGUUGCAAAUCAGGAUGUGAACAAGAAAGUAUUGCUUAGGUUCAAGGAUCGUGAACAACUCUUUACGUUCCACCUAUUGAGUAACGGACCGCCUACUGUAAGCGAGAUUCUCGAAAAUUCACAAUCGCUAUUCCACAUCUUUUCCAAAACCAAAUCGUUGGCAUUGUGUCAUCAAGGUGAAAUCAUACACGAUGAUUUUCAAUUAGCCAAAUUAUUUAACAGCUUGUCCGAGGAUUACAUUGUGCUUGAGUUGAAAGAAGUCGAUUCACACUUAGACGGACUUAACAUUCUAAGCACAGCUUCCCUACAAGUAAAGAAAGAAAACCAUACCCCCUCGACCUCGCGCGUCGAUAUGUUGGACAAGAUUAUCAAUCGAAUCAACAAGAAUCCACAAAACGAACCUGUGGAUGUACCCUCAGUGGUAAGUACGGGAAAGUUCCAGGAUAAAAACUUACCACAACCGGUUUUCCAACCGUUAUUAUAA